Messenger RNA from Verticillium dahliae VdLs.17, 471 nucleotides. Its product is annotated as alcohol oxidase. The record is from RefSeq and is a predicted model, not a curated record. The transcript has 4 exons. Lineage: Eukaryota; Fungi; Ascomycota; Sordariomycetes; Glomerellales; Plectosphaerellaceae. Bases 1 to 471 code for a protein of 156 amino acids.
AUGACGCUCGCUAACGGACUAGGUGGUUCUGCCGGCUACGUCGUCGCCUCAAGACUCAGCGAUGCAGACCCAAGUCUGUCCAUUCUCGUGAUCGAGUGUGGCCCGGAUAACCGCGAUGACUCCACGGUCGUCCACCCGAUAUUUGCUUUUGGCCGCAUGGCCACAUGCGGCAAGACGAUGCUGAACUAUUCGUCAAUCAAGGAACCACGGACCGCCGAGAGAGUCAUCAACAGAGCCGGAAAGGUUCGAUUACAACUGCUGGAAGGUGCCUGGCUGGUCCGCGAAUGGCUGCUGCCAUUCAUGAAGAAGAUUGAGUCGUAUCACGGCCAGGGAUCUCAGACGCCCAUGGCGAACCAGGUUGGGUACCCUGCAAUCAAGGAUCUACAGGACUUCGACUCCUACAACGGUGUUCAGCGCAAUUUGGCAUACAUUAGAAAGGAUGGCAAACGUCAGGACGCAGCGCAUAAAUAG